Molecule: messenger RNA, 3080 nt
Organism: Amphiprion ocellaris (clown anemonefish)
Lineage: Eukaryota; Metazoa; Chordata; Actinopteri; Pomacentridae
Gene: fam174b
Product: family with sequence similarity 174 member B
Exons: 3
Coding region: 401-808 (135 amino acids)
Source: RefSeq, a predicted model, not a curated record
UCCGAGGCGGCCCUGAAGGCAGCAGCAGCCCACAUAAUGCUCGUGUGGAGCAGCAGGAACAGAAGGCCAGCCUGCACGGCUCCUCGGAGGCGGAUAAUCCUCAUCUGCACACCAAGUCCUCCCUCAGUCAGGAAGGAAUCGCUGGAACUCACCUCCAGGGAGACACGUUUCGGAAGCAAAUGCGAGAAACGAGCAAGAAGCGCGCCUCUGAGAGAAGCUCGGAUCAGUAGAGAAAUGGAUGUUGGCGCGUCACAUUGUGUUUAUUGUGUAAAUAGCAGAAUCUGAUAAGCCGAUUCUCUAUAAUGUGACAGCAGCUGUCGCAUUUCGUGUAACUGGGAGAAACUAUUGAAGCAUCCUUCUUGCGUGAUUUUUUUUUCAAAAUUAUUGUUAUUCCAGCACAAUGAUGACCUACAAUCUGGUUUUAACUUUCAUUGCUGCGACUCUUUGGCGGGUCAGUGGCGAACCGCUCACUAUUCCAUCUGCGACGCAAUUAAAUUCAACAUCAUCCUCCAUCAUCAGCCACGAUGAACUGACACAUAAUGUGACAGAUUCUGCCGUGGGAUCCCGGAUUUCAUCUCUGAUGACGCAUCUUCCAACUCUGAAAAACAUUGUUAUUUUCAUCUGCGUGCUAACAGCUGCUGUCAUCACAUGCCUGGUCAUCAAAGUGGUCAGAUCUGGCAGACGAAUCAGGAAAACACGGAAAUAUGAUAUAAUAACGACACCUGCAGAGCGAGUGGAGAUGGCGCCUCUUAAUGAGGAGAACGACGACGAGGAUGACUCAACCCUCUUUGAUGUCAAAUACAGGUGAAUGCCAGCUUGGACAUCAAUAUUUGAUGACUCCAGUUUUGCCCGAGACAACUCAAGUGGCUUCCUGUGCUUUUGUGUUGCCAAGUCUCACCAUAUCAGCAACUUGUGCUGCUUGUGCAUGGCGUCUAUCUGUGUUUUAAAUGAAAGCUGCAGUACGGAUAUCAUUGUUUGCUGCUUUGCUGAUGCUUCUAUCAUGUGGCCCCAGAAAUGUACCCAAUUACUUUUAAUAAUAGAGAUGAGGAGCCUUCAUGAAUUCACUCAACAGUCAGACUUGUCAGUAGUUUAAACUUCUCCAUAACAGUUGAUUAUAUGGAAAUCCAAUUUUCUGUUUUUAAAUCAUUUAAAGAUAUUUUCUACACACUGAGGAGUUUAUAACUAAUGUCAUAGUUUGGAUAUGUUUUAUUAUAAUGCAGGGUUAAUCACACUUAAUGAUUUAAGUAAAUAUGUAAUCUUUAAAUUACUGCUUGGUGGCACUGCAGACCAUCAUUUGCAUAAUAUGCUCAUAAACAACAGGUAUUUUGCAGAGAAUCCUUUUUUCAACUGUAAUAUAUGCAGACAAUACACAAUCAAACAAGUAAAAUACAGUAAUUGAUUUUUUUUUUUAACUAAACCAAAUAUUAUCUCUAUCCACUAACCACUUUAUUGUGCAUAUAUACUGUUAAAGGUUUCGCGUCCUUACUUAUGAAGUGAGCGUAUAUUUUUUUACAGUCUCAUUUCGCUGCUAUUUCAGCCGGGGUUUUCCAAUCUGACUAAAAGCUCAGAGAUUAUUGUCUGGAUAUAUUUGUAAGAUAUUUAUAGAAUACAUCACUUUACUAUGAAUGUGAAUGCUGUAAUCUAUCAUGGUCACGUGUGUCGAAUCACAUGACAGUUUCAUUUAAUCAAGUAACCACUAAAGUAUCAACAGCAGGUUUAAUAACAGUAGUAUUUAGUUUUUAUAACAGUAUAAUUUCUCAACUAAAAAUGAUCAUCAAAAAUUCAUUCUUUGUAUGAUAGUAAAUGAACCAUUAUGUAGUGUCCCACUAUAACAUCCAUUAAUGGCUAUUGAUUCUUCUCAUAAAAUGUGAUUUGCUUGGAUCCCAGUGUAUUAAGUGUACUAUUUUAGAUGCAGUGGUGUGUGCAGAAAGACAAACCAGUACAAACUGCCAUAUAUAAUAUCACAGUGUAUAUUGUGGAAAUAUUUUCACAGUUAAAUUUAAAGAAGUUGAUCCUUUACAUUAGUAUUAAAUCACUGUUAAAACAUGAAGAACCAUUUGUCAUACAUGUUUAAUUCAGAUACUAAAUACACAACAACCUACCAGAACUCUCAAUAAAAGGAGCAGCAGAAGAAUUUACAAGCCUUCUGUGUCUCCGUCUGCACAAUAACUGUAAUUAGACUGUUUGAAGACCAAGGCAGAAUAGACACAGAUUAGGUUUCUGCAGCGAAUGUGAGUGUGGUCGUUGCAGGUGACCUUCUGUUUUAAUCCAAACUGUCAUUCGAUAGCGCACCAAGACCUACAGGUGCAGCUGUCUGCCCCAUUUAAUAAGAAAAUAAGCAACUGCAGUGACCAAUCUUGUGCAAUCUGUUCAGCUCUAUUUGUCUUUUUUUUUUUUAGAAGGAAUAUAGUGCUUUUUUUCUUUGUUCAAACCAAAGUUAUUGACUUUUUCAGAGGACUGAAUAUGUUUAUUGUCACUGUUUAAUACAAAGGAGGACGUAGGGGUAAGUGUGAAUGUCUGACAAUAUUAUCCGUAGAAUCAUAUGUAAAACUUUAAACAUAUUUUUGAUAUAAUGUCUUUAUCUUAAGCAGACUGUUGGUUAUUUCAUGUGUACUCCGUCAGACUAUAUGUCCACUGCUUAUUUCAGUAUUGACGUGUUUUUUUGGUCUUUCACUGUAUGUACAGAAGACUGCAGAUCAUUUUUUUUUAAUGUCACCUAUGUUAAUGACGCAUAUUUUAUUUUCAGUUGUGCGUUAAAUUGUGGAAAAAACCCAGCGCAUAUAAAAGUGCUAAUUGUGGACUUUUAUUAGAACAAAAUCAUCCGCUACAGAAAGUUACUCUUGUAAAAUACAUCAAAGUCAUUGUGGUAGCUGUGAAGACUGUAGCUAAUUUCCCUAAUGCCACAUUUAAACCAAAAAAACACUGAAUGUUCAAACUGUUGUGGAAGUCGAUGGAAAACAAGUCUCUGCUUGGUUUCUGACACAGAUGUUAUGUGUACCCAUGGCUGUUUCCUCAGUUUCCAUUUCUUUGAAACACUACUGAAAUAAAACCGCUUCCUUUGAAGUGUUAAAUCAUUUUAA